Molecule: messenger RNA, 1104 nt
Organism: Colletes gigas
Lineage: Eukaryota; Metazoa; Arthropoda; Insecta; Hymenoptera; Colletidae
Product: homeobox protein Nkx-2.5-like
Exons: 3
Coding region: 1-1104 (367 amino acids)
Biological process (GO): cell differentiation; regulation of transcription by RNA polymerase II
Cellular component (GO): nucleus
Molecular function (GO): RNA polymerase II cis-regulatory region sequence-specific DNA binding; DNA-binding transcription factor activity, RNA polymerase II-specific
Source: RefSeq, a predicted model, not a curated record
AUGCUGGCCUCCUCGAUCUCCGGAACCCCGUUCAGCGUCCGCGACAUUCUCAGCGAGGAUCAGCAACUGAGCAUCAUGGAUUGCUACCCGAACGCUCACCACCAGCACCAGAUCCAGCAGCAACACGUGGCCCAAGAGUAUUACAAUUACAUCGUGCCGGAGAGUCAAUGGGAAUUCGAGAAAUUCAAGGAGCAAACCAUGCAGAGCUACCCCCAUUACCCGGAACUGAGCCACGCUCAUCAGCUGAAUCAAAUACCCCCGCAGUAUCAAGAGCCCCCGAUCAUAGAAGACGGUAACGUGGUGACAUCGAGCAAGACCGAACUACGGAAGGGUCAGUCCGGCAAGAGGACCAAGCGGAAGCCCAGAGUUCUCUUCUCCCAAACUCAAGUCUACGAGCUGGAGCAGCGAUUCAAGCAACAGAGAUACCUAAGCGCGCCGGAGAGAGAGUUGCUGGCGCAGACUCUGAAGCUGACCAGCACCCAGGUGAAGAUCUGGUUCCAGAACCGUCGUUACAAGAACAAACGGGCGAGGAUCGAGGACGCGGAGAAGCUGCAGGCCCAGAGCAUGAAGAACCAAUCGCUGAAGAAGAUCUCCGUGCCGGUGUUGAUCAAGGACGGGAAGCUGAACAUGCAGGACUCGUACAAUCCCCCGUACUGGCCGAACAUCAGGCCGGAGUUGACCGUGUCGGUGCAGUCCGAAUUCCGAAUGAACGAGAUUCGGCACACGAGCGACGCUAGGAUGGACUCGAGCAUCAGCCCGGAGUACAAGCAGGAGAUGAGCUCCGAUAUGAGCGGAAAAUCGAGCUUGAGCGGUGAUCUGCAGCCCAGACAGCACGUUCAGGAGUACAGGAACAGUGUCCCGACGGUGCACGAUUGUCAGAGGCAGAUCAAGGCUGAGUACAAGGACAACGAGACGCCAUUCCCGGAGAUGAAGUGCCUACCGACGGACAACAAACCGAUCGUCAGCGACGGCAGACCGGCCAUGGGGGUACCCAACGGCGACUACGGGUUCGCCAAUUACUUGGGACCGGCCAAUUACCAGAUGCAGUACGUAAAUUACAUGGACCAGGUGCCCAUGGACCAGAAUCUCCAGCGACUGUGGUAG